GGCGGAGCGGAAGUCGUCGUCACGCCUUCGCCGCUUGAUUCCGGGUAAAACCCAGAGCAUGAAGUCUUCCGGAUCACUUCCGUGUUGGUUUGUUUUGGGGCAAACAUUGGACCUCAGACCCGGUUUUGGUUCUCUCCGGAACCUUCCGGACUCCUUCUAUCAACUUUAAAAUCCAGCCUCCGGGACCGGGUCGGAACCCGAUCCUGUCAGUCCGAGCAGACCGAACACAGUCUUCUGGUCUGAAUGGCCACAGCUGCGGAGGAGCCGCCAGGACUUCAGGAUCUCAAUUCUCCGGCUGCAGGCAGACAUGCGGCGGCGGCGGCGGCGGAGGGGGCGAGCGGCGGCAUGUCCCAGGCCGCCAAGAAGACCAUCGGCCAUCGAGGAAUCGACCCCAAAGGGGAGACCACCUACAAGAAGACCGCCUCGUCCACGGUGAAGGGCGCCAUCCAGCUGGGCAUCGCGCACACGGUGGGCAGCCUGACGCAGAAGCCGGAGCGAGACGUGCUGCUGCAGGACUUCGAGGUGGUGGAGAGCUUCUUCUUCCCCAGCGAGGGCAGUAACCUGACUCCGGCUCAUCACUACGGAGACUUCAAGUUCAAAACCUACGCUCCCAUCGCCUUCCGCUACUUCCGGGAGCUGUUCGGGAUCCGGCCCGAUGACUACAUGUGCUCCCUGUGCAAUGACGGUCUGAUCGAGCUGUCGAACUCCGGCGCCAGCGGCUCUCUGUUCUACGUCUCCAGCGACGACGAGUUCAUCAUCAAGACGGUGCAGCACAAAGAGGCGGAGUUCCUGCAGAAGCUUCUGCCCGGAUACUUCAUGAACCUGAACCAGAACCGGCGGACCUUACUCCCAAAGUUCUACGGGCUGUACUGCGUCCAGGCCGGAGGCAAGAACAUCCGGAUCGUGGUGAUGAACAACCUGCUGCCGAGCGCCGUCCACAUGCACAGCAAGUACGACCUGAAGGGCUCCACCUACAAGAGGCGGGCCUCGGCCAAAGAGCGGGAAAAGGCCAUCCCCACCUUCAAGGACCUGGACUUCAUGCAGGACAUGCAGGAGGGGCUGCUGCUGGACGGGGACAAGUACAUCGCUCUGUGCAAGACCAUCCACAGAGACUGUUUGCUCCUGCAGAGCUUCAAGAUCAUGGACUACAGCCUCCUGCUGGCCAUCCACAACGUGGACCAGGCCGCCGCCGAGGCGGUCGCCGGGACCUCGGACCAGCGCCGGCCGCAGGGCCAGAAGUCUCUGUACAGCACGGCCAUCGAGUCCAUCCAGGCCGAGGGCGGAGCUAUGGCUUCAAUGGAGUCGGAGGACGAGACGGGCGGCAUCCCGGCGCGGAACGCCAAGGGGGAGCGGCUGCUGGUGUACAUCGGCAUCAUCGACAUCCUGCAGUCCUACAGACUGGUGAAGAAGCUGGAACAUUCCUGGAAAGCUCUGGUUCACGAUGGGGACACCGUGUCGGUCCACAGACCGCGCUUCUACGCCGAACGAUUCGAGAAGUUCAUGUGCAACCGCGUCUUCAAGAAGAUGCCGCUGAAGGGCUCCCCGUCUAAGAAGCGGCGUGCCAACGGUCCGGGGAAGAAAGGCGUGGGCUUCGGGCCGUCUCUGUCCACGCAGAGCAGCAUCAGCCAGCAGCCCCCCCUCUCUGUGCAGGCCGGCUGGGACGGCGUGGAGGGCGGCGAGGUCGACAGCGCGAUGCAGUCGGACCGCCCUGACCUCCUCCCCAGGACGCCGGCUGCCAGCGGCGCCGCCAGCACUCCCAAAGCCCCACUUCACUCCUCCGCAGGAGCAGAGGCGUCUCCUGUGAACCCGGCAGUGGAGGGGAGCGACGGGACAAAGGAUGAGGAGGACAGCGCCCCCAUGAGGCCCGCCGGACCCGUGGAUCCUCAGUGAUGCCGGCGCUCUCUGAGUAGAUCUAUAGAUCUGGGAUCAGCAGAACCAAAACAAACGUGGAGAACCUUCAUCCUGAAGCGUUUCCACGCCGCGGCGUCCUCCGGACUCCAGAACAAAUACUAACAAAGUCUUAGAGUGUAAGUGAGAACCAACUGCUAUUUCAGAGAUUUUCUGUUGUUGUUUUGCACUUUGAUUUGUAAAUGACAGCAUUCAUUCCUGUGCAGCUGGUGUCUGUGGUGUUACACUAACUAACCUGAAUGAUUAGAGUGGGUGGUUGACACUAUCACGGAUCACAACCAGAUUCUUCAUGGUUCAGUUUUUACUGGUUUUACUCAGUUUAGUUUGUGUGCCUUAUUUUUGACCCCCCCCACCCCCCUUCACAAACUGUCCCGGGGGUUUGAGCGUGACUAACGGACGCUGCGACUCCAACGCGCUCGCCGCCGGCGUUUCGCUGCUUUUCUCUACUCCGCUGGAACGGAUGGAUCCCAAAUCCGGGAUUCCAUUCUGAUCAGGAGCCUCAGCGGGAGAACCUUGAAUGUGAUCGGAAUCAAACGCUCCAAACGCAGGAAGACGGUCCUCACCGCAGCUUCCUGCAGGUUCUACUGUAGAAUCACAACUUUCUGCCGGAUUCUUUCAGACGGACUGUGAUGUCAGAAAGACUUAAAUGAUCGUUUAAAUGGUUUAUCUUGAAAUAAACUCGUGCACAGGAACAGAUGCUGUUUACCUUUUUAAAGCAGGAAAAGAUUUAGACUUUUAUUCCACAUUCUAGAGAUGAAUCUGUUUGUUGUUUCUGUAAAUGUUUCUCAUUGAACCCCAAGUUUAUAGUGACAUUGAAAAAGAAUAAGGAGGUUAAAUCAUGUGAUCGGGCGUCUGAAUAACGAGGUCUGUGUCCUGAAGCUCAGCGAAUGGCAGAUCAAACCGGAACGAUCUGCAGAACAGUUCUGUUCAUGUUUGGACUGAAAUGUUCCUCGUUGACGUCACCUGCUCCGUUCAGCCUAACAGGAACAUUUUCAGUGAAGCGGCGUCCGCUGAGACGGACCUCGUCCACGGUACAGAGACGGCUUCAGCCUAAACGUCACUUCAAGCUUGUUUUCAUUCACACUAUAUUGAUGUUUUCAUCAUGACGAUUGUCAUUAAACUACAAACAUGUAUUCAGAUUAUUUUAAAUCUUACAGUUUUAAUGUUAAAAACACAAACUAUGCAACCAAAUCCUUAAAUAAUAACACACGUGUGACCAAAUGAAUAAAAUGUAUAAGAUGUCAAAGUGAUGGACGAACUCCAAACCUCACAUUUGUACAUGAACAGUAUGGGAACUACUUCCUCUCAGUAUGAACCAAACAAGUGAAUGUAUUCGUAUUUAUUGGGAUAUUUAUUGUCUUGUUUUCUGGGGUAUUUACAUUCCAAGGGCUUAAAAAUGUUCAUUUAUUUAGUAAAACUAACUUUGUAGAAAGUGUUUUUGCCUUUUUCUUCAUUUAUAAAUCAUGAUGAUCUUAACAGCUGUAAAAUCUGCUCUUAUUCUUUAUAUUCUGAAUGUUUGUCUUUCAAAAUGUACAUAGAGAUAUAUCAGGAUAAGAAUCACAGUCGUGCCUUUCUACAGAAUAGAGUGAUAGGACAUUUUCAAGUUUUCUCGCACAUUAUAGCAAUGUUCUAUUUUGUACUCUUGUUUCUAAAGUUAUUAAAAAAAUAAAGAAAUGUGUGGA
Oryzias melastigma (Indian medaka) is the source of this 3590-nucleotide messenger RNA. Its product is annotated as phosphatidylinositol 4-phosphate 5-kinase type-1 alpha. Gene Ontology annotation, biological process: phosphatidylinositol metabolic process. The transcript is spliced from 16 exons. Bases 244 to 1890 code for a protein of 548 amino acids. NCBI's taxonomy places the organism in Eukaryota, Metazoa, Chordata, Actinopteri, Beloniformes, Adrianichthyidae. The record is from RefSeq and is a predicted model, not a curated record. Gene Ontology annotation, molecular function: phosphatidylinositol kinase activity.